CUCGGGAAGGCGGGGCGGGUCAGCGCCUGGCGCCGCCCACGGUUGCCCGGGUGAUUUAGGGAGCGCUGCUGGAGGCAUUGUAGCCGAGGGGACCGAGGUUGGGGCUAUUAGGGAAGCUCCAGUCCCACCAGACUCCAGGAGCCGGUAUCCAUGGCGCAUGAAGGCACGAGAACUGGCAGGGACCGAGGGCAGGCCAGGGCCAAGGCGGAGAAGGUUCGUCCCCCUACGGUGCCUGUGCCUCAGAUAGAAAUUGUGCCUGGCCGUCUGAACGAAUCUGAAUGGAUCUCACUUAUGGGCAUUGAGGAGGGUGAGGAUGUGGUAGGGGAUGUCUUGGCUGAACUGCUGGCCCGUGUGAUGGAUGCUGCUUUCAAGGUCUACCUAGCCCAGCAGUGUAUCCCGUUCACCAUCAGCCAGGCUCGAGAGGCCAUGUUGCAGAUCACUGAGUGGCGAUUCCUUGCGAGGGAUGAGGGUGAGACAGAUGUGGCCGAAGACCCCACAUGGGGGGAGGAUGAGGAGCCUAAGGCUAGCACCACAGACACCUGGGCUCAAGGGUCUGUGCCUGUGCUGCAUGCACCUUCCCCUGCUAUUCCCCCAGGACUUGAACCCUCCUCCCAACCUGAGGGCACUGAGAUUGGGGACCAGCUCCCCUUGCAUCAGAAGAGUUGGAUCUCAGUCCCUGAGGAUCAGAGCUUGUCUUUCUGGGAACCUCCUGAAUUGAGGCCCACCCCAGGUCCCCCCCCAACACCAGAACCCUCUUCACAUAGCCCCCAACACUUUGUCUUGCCCCACCCCUGUCUAGAGUCAAGUCCUAUCCUGAGCAGUUAUCCCUCUCUGGAUCUUUCUAUAUGGGAGAGUUCCCAGUUUUCUUUGGAAGUGGCCAGCCCAGUGAGUCCACAUCCUUCUUUAGAUAUGUCCCUAUGGGGAAGUCCUCAGACAUCCCUAACUUCACAGCCUGGUUAUAUUCCGUCUCUUUCACAGAGCCCCAACCCUCUUUCCCAUCCCACCGGGGGUGGGGACAGCUCAGGCCAAGUGGAAGACACUGGUUUACCUUCCCCCUACUAUCUGUCAGUACCUCUUCCACCAUUCCUGGCUAGUCCUCCCUGGGGCCUCCCAAGAGCCCAGCCUAUCCCAGCUCCUGUACCUACACUUACCCCCUCAUUGCUGCCUGCUGCCUCUGCCAAGUUCAUGCGCUUACAGCGAGGGCGGUCAUACCUGGCAUCAGGUCUGGUGUAUGAUAAGAUGGGACGAAUCAUAGCCAUGGAUCCACUGGAUCCUACCCAUCUACCCCAGCACCAAAUUCAGCCCCUGGCCAAAGUUGUGGUCCCUGAGGCAGAGGUCCACCCACUGGAGUCCUACAAGGAACAAAGGAAGCAUGUAAAGUAUGGGAACAGGUUCAAAUUCCAAUUGCCUGGCCGCCACUGCCCCAUACCCCACUUCCAUCGUGGUUUUCCUUUCCCCAGCCCAGGGCUUCCCUUCCCAGCCCCUGGCUUUGAGUUCCCCUCCCAGAACCAGCGCUUCCCUCCUCUGAAGCGGUGGUCUAGCAUCCAGUGGCCAUGUGGAUUGGAGGGGGCAGCAGAUCUGUUGCAGAUGCAGCCGCUGGGUUCAAGUCUUAUUCCAGGAAUGGGAUCAGUACAGAUCCCAAGGUCUGAUCUGAGUAUGCUUCCUCACCAUGGUCCAAGAGUCCUGGAAGCCACCUCCCAGCUGAUAUGGAAACCUUCCCUACUGCUGGACACAAUGAAACUGAAGCCUCAUGUGAGCCUCUGGAAUCCAAGCAAAAACACCCAUCGAAGUGGCGGUAUUCCUUCCCAUAUGGAAAGAGAGCAGCCCCCUGGUCCACCUAAGGAGCCCUCUGAGCAGCGGCCCAUCCAGACACAUGCUCUUAACCCUCAGGUCACUGUGACUCAGUUGCUGAAGGGCUCCCCACCCAAAGUUCGGGCCCUUCCCUCUCUGGACACCCUCAGCACCACCCUCCCUGAGGAGUCCUGA
Messenger RNA from Dromiciops gliroides (monito del monte), 1986 nucleotides. It is a transcript of the gene C6H2orf81, whose product is annotated as chromosome 6 C2orf81 homolog. The record is from RefSeq and is a predicted model, not a curated record. Lineage: Eukaryota; Metazoa; Chordata; Mammalia; Microbiotheria; Microbiotheriidae.